Spea bombifrons (plains spadefoot toad) is the source of this 1150-nucleotide messenger RNA. Its product is annotated as very-long-chain 3-oxoacyl-CoA reductase-like. Gene Ontology annotation, cellular component: endoplasmic reticulum. NCBI's taxonomy places the organism in Eukaryota, Metazoa, Chordata, Amphibia, Anura, Pelobatidae. The record is from RefSeq and is a predicted model, not a curated record. The coding region runs from base 40 to 1008 and encodes 322 amino acids. Gene Ontology annotation, molecular function: oxidoreductase activity. The transcript is spliced from 11 exons.
UCCCACAGUGUCCGUGCGUGGGGCUCUUUCUGCAGGAACAUGAGUGAGUUGGGAUCUCUCGCCAGCGCUCAGGGGUUUACCUUUAUUGGGGUGCUGGUAGCUUUAUACUGGGUGCUGACCCAGGGAUGGAAGCUUGUUCGUGGGAUAAGGAAUCACGUGCUGUCUGAGUGGUGGCAGACAGAUCUGAAGCAGUUUGGGGGCUGGGCAGUGAUAACAGGUGCAACAGAUGGAAUUGGAAAAGCAUAUGCUCGAGAGCUUGCCAAGAGAGGUCUAGAUAUUGUGCUGGUCAGUCGUACUUUGGAGAAGCUCAGGAAUGUGGCAGAGGACAUAGAGCAAGAAUUUGGAUGCAAAACUAAAGUUAUCCAGGCAGAUUUCACAAGAGGUUCGGAAUUAUACCAGAAAAUUCAGGAUGACUUGAAAGGGAUGGAAAUAGGAAUUUUGGUGAACAAUGUAGGUAUGAUGAUAUGUGAUUCUCCUACAAGUUACUUGGAUACUCCAAAUAUCGUCAAGGCUCUUGUGGACACUAUUAACUGUAACAUGCUAUCGGUAUUGCAGAUGACUCGGAUUGCCCUUCCUCAAAUGGUGGAAAGAAAGAAAGGUCUUAUUAUAAACUUGUCUUCAGAGAUCGGGAACCAUCCUUAUCCAAUGACCUUGGUAUAUAGUGCUUCUAAGGCCUUUGUGGACUUCUUUUCUCAAGGACUCCACGCAGAGUACAAGGCGAAGGGGAUCAUUGUGCAGUGUGUGAUGCCACUACUGGUCUCAACAUCAUUGACUUAUAAAAUGAAAACCAAUAUCUUUGUCAAGUCCCCUGAUGAUUUUGCCCGUGAAUCUCUAAAUACUGUUGGUUAUACAAGCAGAACAAGUGGUUGCCUCUCUCACUCGCUCCAGAGUUAUGCUUUGGAUCUUCUACUUCCUGAACCUGCUUUUAACUUUCUUCUGUCGAUGAAAGCUGUAGAAAGUCACUUUGAGAAUGUGAGGAAUGAGUACAAAAGCAAGAAAGAUAAAUAAAACGAUUCAGUUUCCACACGGAUGUAUCUUUAUAUCAAACAUAUUGUUUAGUUUUUUUAUGUCAGAAUGUAAAGAGCUGCUUGGCUGAUGGGAUAAUAAACAGUACAUGAAGAUAUAUUAAAGAUCAGUUGCCAGAGGUAAA